UGGCACAAAUGCGUUCUCAUUGAGCUAAGACUAAUAUCUCGCUUGAAACAAUGAGUCGUUAUGGGAGAAGAAGCUAUUACUAUGAUGAUACCAACUAUGACCAGAAGGUUCCUAAAAAUUACAAUGAUAUCCUGGCCAAGGCCGUCAAUCCGGUCACCCAUAGUUCAAAGAAAGAGCUCUACAACAAGCUUUGCCAGUCAAUUCCUAUAGAAGGUGGAACAAAGAUACUUUGGUUAGAUGGAUCCACCGACAAAAUAGCGAUCAUGGUGUCUGCUAAAGCUUUAGACAUUAUUGAAGGUUUUGACAGUCGCUGCUGGCAAUGGGUCUCGACCCAGGACUCCAGAUUCGGACUAGCUGCAGAAGUAAAAAAGGUUGAGUGGUUUGAAGUGUGGCAAUGCAUCGACUGCACGCUCUUGACUCCCGAAACGGAGUACAGCGUGUCGUUUGUAUUGAAGAUAGAAAAAAACAGCAUGCCUACAUGUCCAUCACCAUUCACAUUUUCGCUUCUAACAAUGGAUGGAAAGUUGAUUGAAAAGGCUAUAUAUUUGGAUGAUCACCAGAAAUCAGUUACGAAGGACAAGCCCAAUAUUAUAAAUGCAGAAAAAGGAUGGACAGAAUUUGUCGUGGGCGACUUCGUUACAAAGGAAAGUUGUGACAGCAUGGAGAUUGAUGUCUGUAUGAAAAAUACAGACUGCAAUUUCAUUAAGAGGGGCAUAGUCAUAGAUGGAGUGAAGAUUAAGCCUAAGUAGUGACUAUCAACUGCCUUACCUAUAGAUUAGCAAUAUACAAAGUUGGCUUUCGCCGUAUGUAUUUCAUUAUGUCGCUCAGCAUUGACUCUUAGACUGCACUGAUAUUUUAUAUAUGUUAAAACAUAUUUUAUAUUUUAUUAUAUUUAUAUCAGCGACUUUAGUAUUA
Cryptomeria japonica (Japanese cedar) is the source of this 915-nucleotide messenger RNA. Its product is annotated as F-box protein PP2-A15. The record is from RefSeq and is a predicted model, not a curated record. Lineage: Eukaryota; Viridiplantae; Streptophyta; Pinopsida; Cupressales; Cupressaceae. The transcript has 3 exons. The coding region runs from base 51 to 749 and encodes 232 amino acids.